Molecule: messenger RNA, 873 nt
Organism: Hansenula anomala
Lineage: Eukaryota; Fungi; Ascomycota; Saccharomycetes; Phaffomycetales; Wickerhamomycetaceae
Gene: ECM11
Product: Ecm11p
Exons: 1
Coding region: 1-873 (290 amino acids)
Source: RefSeq, a predicted model, not a curated record
AUGACAGCGUCUAAAUCAUCAUCAUCAAUAUCAGCACUUAAUGAACCAAAAGUCAAAGUUGAAGGUGUUUCAAAACCGAAAAAGCAUGUCACUAUUAAAUUAGAGCCUCAAACAAUCAAUAAAUCCAAUUCAACUGGGUCUUCAUCUUCAUCUAUUGGGCCAACUAAUAAAAAAGAUGGAAAUAACUCAAAUGUUGACAAGAUCCCUAUCACACCAAAUGAAAAGAUUUUAAAACAACCAAAUUUAAAAUCAAUUGAAGAUUUAAACAUUUCAAAAUUCUAUAUUCAACCUCAACAACAAAUCAAUAAUACUGAUGAUGAUGAAGAUACUCCAACUAAAUCAACUUCAAGUAAGAAAAAUGAUUCCAAAAGGAUUAAUGAUAUCAAGACACCUUCAUCUCAUCAACCAAUCAAAUCUAAAAAAGCACGUUCUUUUGAUCAAACUGAAAUCACUCCAACUAAUACAGUUAACCCAUUGAAAAAAUCUAAACCUCAACCAGUUAUUUUGAAAAAACCAUCAAUUUUUAAACCAAUUGAAGAAUCAAUAAUUGAAAAUAAUAAUGAAAUUGAUGGAUUAAAAUUAAUUGAAAUUUUCUCAAAUAUUGAUGAUGAAUUAAUUAAACAAAAAUAUAUUGAAUCAAGUUCUAAAAAUUUUGAAAAUUGGUCAAUUCAAGGUUUCCAAUUAAUUAAUUAUCAAUAUGAAAUUGUUAAAAAAAUUAUUCAAUCAAGAAACAAGUUAAAUUUAAAAUUUCAAUUAAUCUUUGGUUUAAUUAAUACAUAUGGGAACUCUUUAGAAAAUGAAGAUUUAGUCUUGAAUGAAAAAAUGAAUAAAUUACAAACUUUAGGUGAAGAGAUUAAAAAUUUCAUUAAAUAA